AUGGCCACUUCCGGGCCGCCGAAAUUCCUUCGCUCGCUGCCGGUCAUCACGGAGAUCGCCCCCGGUGAUAUCCUCACGUUCCAGGUUCAGGUUGACUGCGAGCCACAUCGAGUAGCUUGGCUUCAUUGCGGGGAAGUUGUUCUGAACUCUGCGAGGAAGCACGUCACGGCACACCCCAACGGAUGGCAUGAGCUUGUCAUAGGCAACGCGAGCGAAGAGGAUGAGGGCGAAUACGAGUGCAGGGUGGAGGCUUCUGACGGACAAAGCGCCUCGUGCUUCACGGAUGUCUACUUUGUCCAGGAUGACAACGGUUCCCGAGACCAAUCGGAGGGAAGCGGUCCUGCAGAAGCAGAUGUCCGAGGUAUUAAGGAAUCUGGUCUGCUCAUCCUCAUCGAUGACGGCUCCGAUGAGGACGAGCAGAGCGGGAACGGAGCUGAAUCUGUUGGGAGCCGCAAGAGAACGCUCACCGCCAGUGAGCAGUUCCAGGGCUUCCUCGACGAGAUCUCCCGAAAAGGCGAUGACGACGAUGAAGAUAGUUUCACGCUGGAAGAAGAAGAGUUCGACGAGGAGCUAGCGAUUGGAGGCAGCCCGACGAGACCACAGUAUUGCACCCAAGUCAGCUCAACUUCGCAGGGCUCUUCCACCCGACACCCGAACAUUUGCGACGCGUUCUCAGACCUCGAGGCUCCGAUCGGGACACAUCAUUCGUCUUUUACAUCUACGAUUUCUUCGGCGCAGUCAUCUACGGGAACUCUCAUGAAUGAAGAAUUGUCGUCUAGCCCUCGUGAAGCGCAAGGACCUUUAGAAACAAUGGAAGAAAUUCCGGACGACGAAGACUCGGUGGUACCAAACAUUCCGGCAGCAGAACAUUCCAGCUCAACGAUCGCUUCGCUUCAAAUUUCAGCUGAUCCUCCGACAGAAAAACUGGCCGCCGUCAUGAAAGAUCGCGUGUUUCGAUGCGCUUCCAAAUUCGAUUGA
Galendromus occidentalis (western predatory mite) is the source of this 978-nucleotide messenger RNA. RefSeq lists its product as uncharacterized. The coding region runs from base 1 to 978 and encodes 325 amino acids. The record is from RefSeq and is a predicted model, not a curated record. NCBI's taxonomy places the organism in Eukaryota, Metazoa, Arthropoda, Arachnida, Mesostigmata, Phytoseiidae. The transcript is spliced from 9 exons.